Messenger RNA from Durusdinium trenchii, 855 nucleotides. NCBI's taxonomy places the organism in Eukaryota, Dinophyceae, Suessiales, Symbiodiniaceae. The record is from the annotation of a GenBank genome assembly.
AUGGAGGCCUCGGCGGUGGCGAAGGCCUCCGCGGACGAGGCGCGGCGGAUUUGCCGGGAGAUCCGGCGGAUCGGCGGCGGCGAUCGAGUGACCUUUGGUGAACUGGUGAAGGAUGAGAUCGUCGAACAGACCUUCGAAGCCUUGAUGGGCACCUUGAAGGCGGCACGAAAGAAAGGCUUCAUUGCCUUCGAGGGGGAACUCCUCUUGCAAGGUCAGCAUGAUGCAGUCGUCAUUUCCAUCACCGAAUCUGGAGCCAAUGCUCCAGAUGACGCUGAUGCAGAUCCUCCACCACGCACCGCAGAAGCCGGCUACACGGCGCCUGCAGCGGAGCCGGCGCCGGCUGCAGCGCCCGUACCCGCGGAGGAGCCUCCCACCACGACCAGUCGGCAGGGCUCAAAGCAGUCAAACAGAAGCGACGAGAAGUUCCAGGUGGACAUGUCGUACAUCAAUCAUCGCACGGGCGAGGUGGACCGGCUGGAAGGCCGUCGAUCAGUGCUGGCUGGAAAGCCCGCCGAGGGUCCGGUGACACAUUCGCCUUCGGUGAAGAAGGAAGAGGAUGGGAAGUGGAAGGUGGAUACCUCCUACAUCGGCUACCGCACUGAGAAUCCGGACAACCUGACCCGGAAGGAGGAGAAGGUAGACGAUGCAGUCUAUGCACAUCCGGAGGAUCGGAAAUACCCCCACGAGGAGCUGAAGGUGAGCCGCGGCAAGCCGCCCGAUGUGGAUCCGGCCAAGAGGGAGCUCUACCUCUCGGAGUCCGACUUCAAGUCCAUCUUUGGGAUGACAAUCUGGGACUUUCAGAAGCUUCCAAAGUGGAAGCAACAAAAUGCCAAGAAGGCCAAAGACCUCUUUUGA